Fulmarus glacialis (Northern fulmar) is the source of this 1165-nucleotide messenger RNA. RefSeq names its product mitogen-activated protein kinase kinase 2 (gene MAP2K2). The annotation marks the transcript as partial. Gene Ontology annotation, molecular function: protein kinase activity; ATP binding. Gene Ontology annotation, biological process: protein phosphorylation. The transcript has 10 exons. NCBI's taxonomy places the organism in Eukaryota, Metazoa, Chordata, Aves, Procellariiformes, Procellariidae. The record is from RefSeq and is a predicted model, not a curated record.
GGCAAAUCUGGUGGACCUUCAGAAAAAGCUUGAGGAACUGGAGCUGGAUGAGCAGCAGAAGAAGCGCCUGGAAGCUUUCCUCACCCAGAAAGCCAAAGUGGGCGAGCUGAAGGACGAUGACUUUGAGAGGAUCUCCGAACUGGGGGCUGGCAAUGGUGGUGUGGUCACCAAAGUGCAGCACAAACCCUCGGGGCUCGUUAUGGCACGGAAGCUGAUUCAUUUAGAAAUCAAACCGGCCAUCAGGAAUCAGAUUAUCCGAGAGCUGCAGGUGCUGCAUGAGUGUAAUUCCCCAUAUAUUGUGGGUUUCUAUGGAGCCUUCUACAGCGACGGAGAGAUCUCCAUCUGCAUGGAGCACAUGGAUGGCGGCUCUUUGGAUCAAGUGUUGAAAGAAGCCAAAAGAAUUCCUGAGGAGAUCUUGGGGAAAGUCAGUAUAGCGGUUCUGAGAGGCUUGGCGUAUCUGAGAGAGAAGCACCAAAUCAUGCACAGAGAUGUGAAGCCUUCUAAUAUCCUGGUUAAUUCUCGAGGAGAGAUUAAGCUGUGUGAUUUUGGGGUCAGCGGUCAACUCAUUGACUCCAUGGCAAACUCUUUUGUGGGAACUCGGUCCUACAUGUCCCCCGAGCGGUUGCAGGGCACCCACUACUCGGUCCAGUCCGACAUCUGGAGCAUGGGUCUGUCGUUAGUGGAGCUGUCUAUCGGAAGGUACCCAAUCCCCCCGCCAGACUCCAAGGAACUGGAAGCAAUAUUUGGCCGUCCUGUGGUGGACGGGGCAGAGGGAGAGUCUCACAGCAUCUCGCCGCGGGCCAGGCCCCCAGGACGCCCCGUCAGUGGCCAUGGGAUGGACAGCCGGCCUGCGAUGGCCAUUUUUGAACUGCUGGAUUAUAUAGUUAAUGAGCCACCUCCCAAGCUGCCGAAUGGAGUUUUCACACAAGAUUUCCAGGAGUUUGUAAAUAAAUGCUUAAUUAAAAAUCCGGCAGAACGGGCAGAUCUGAAGAUGCUGAUGAGUCACACCUUCAUCAAACGCUCCGAAGUGGAGGAAGUGGAUUUCGCCGGCUGGCUGUGCAAAACGCUGCGGUUGAACCAGCCCAGCACGCCCACCGCCGACCGCCUGGUGUCAGUACAUCUGCCUCUGUCACCAUUUCCUCUCCUUCAGUAAAUGACAGAACUG